Symbiodinium necroappetens is the source of this 253-nucleotide messenger RNA. The record is from the annotation of a GenBank genome assembly. Lineage: Eukaryota; Dinophyceae; Suessiales; Symbiodiniaceae.
AUGUCGGGAGAUUCCUGGACCGAAACCCCAUGGUCCUGGUUUGGCAGCGAGCUGCGGUUUGGCACCUCUGAAGGAUCAAUUCGGGUCCGGGAGGAGUCCCGCGGCCCUCGUGGCAGCCGUGCUCGCUGCAGUGUCUCAGGCUCAGAAUACGAUUUGCGACGGCUGGUUGCCCGGCCUACCGCCGUCUCCGGCCACGUGUCCCUGGAGGCCUUGGAGUCGGUGCAGCGGGAGGCCGAGCUCUCCGAGCGAGCAG